This is a messenger RNA of Eutrema salsugineum, 2649 nucleotides long. RefSeq names its product pollen-specific leucine-rich repeat extensin-like protein 2. The coding region runs from base 73 to 2526 and encodes 817 amino acids. The record is from RefSeq and is a predicted model, not a curated record. The transcript has a single exon. Gene Ontology annotation, molecular function: protein binding. NCBI's taxonomy places the organism in Eukaryota, Viridiplantae, Streptophyta, Magnoliopsida, Brassicales, Brassicaceae.
AGAUUUUUUCUCUCAAGACCCGUCUCUUAAGCAGCCUUGGGCCUUCCUCCCAAGGUUUCUCAUUAAAAAAAUAUGAUUAAAAAAACAAAAAUGGAGAGGCCCUUUGGCUGCUGCGUCUUCUUCUUCCUCGUCUUUAUCUCAGUCGUUGUCGCCACAUUCGACGACGAACAUUCCUUCCCGGAAAACGCCGAUCUCACAGACGAUUUACAGCAAAAAUGCCUAAACAUCAAUAAAAUCGAUCCCAAUCUCAGAUUUGAAAACGACCGUCUAAAAAGAGCCUACAUUGCUCUUCAAGCCUGGAAAAAAGCGAUUUAUUCAGACCCAUUUAAAACCACGAAAAACUGGGUCGGAUCUGAUGUGUGUUCUUACAAUGGAGUUUAUUGUGCAGAAGCUCUAGAUGAUCCCAGCCUCACGGUGGUUGCUGGUGUUGAUCUUAACCACGCCGAUAUCGCCGGACAUUUACCACCGGAGCUAGGUCUAAUUACCGAUCUAGCUAUGUUUCACAUCAAUUCGAAUCGAUUUUGUGGGAUUAUCCCCAAAAGCUUAUCAAAACUCGUUUUGAUGUACGAAUUCGAUGUUAGCAACAAUCGAUUCGUUGGUCAAUUCCCAGAAGUUUCAUUAUCGUGGCCGUCUUUGAAGUAUCUCGACUUAAGAUAUAACGAAUUCGAAGGAAGUUUGCCAUCUGAGAUCUUUGAUAAAAAUCUCGAUGCGAUUUUUUUGAACAAUAACCGGUUUGAAUCGGUUAUUCCUGGUACGAUUGGAAAAUCCACUGCUUCGGUUGUCACAUUUGCCAACAAUAAGUUUAGUGGUUGUAUACCGAAAUCAAUCGGUCAGAUGAAGAAUCUCAAUGAGGUUGUCUUCACUGGAAACAAUUUAACCGGUUGUUUCCCGAAUGAGAUCGGUUCGCUUAACAAUGUGACGGUUUUCGAUGCGAGCAAUAACGGGUUUUUCGGUAGUGUACCAUCGAGCUUGUCCGGUUUAGCUAGCGUUGAGCAGUUGGAUUUGUCGAAUAAUAAGCUGACUGGAUUUGUUGCUGACACGUUUUGCAAGUUGCCUAAUUUGGAAAAUUUCAAGUUUUCUUUCAAUUAUUUCAGUGGAGAAGCUGAGAGUUGUGUUCCUGGGAAGAACAAUGGGAAACAGUUUGAUGAUACGAGUAAUUGUUUGAAGAAUAGACCAAACCAGAAAUCGGUUAGGCAAUGUUUACCGGUGGUUAGUCGUCCUGUGGAUUGUAGUAAGGACAAGUGUUCUGGGGGCAGCAACAGUGGACCUAAACCAUCACCAAAUACACCAAAGACGCCAGAAACUAAUCCACCAAAACCGAAAGAACCGGUUAUGCCAAAGCCUGAUGAAUCACCUAAACCAGAACCACAAAAACCAUCAAUACCCGAGACACCCAAAACACCAGAACAACCUACACCUAAACCUAUGCCACCAAAGCAUGAAUCUCCUAAACCGGAGUCUCCUAAACCACAACCACCUAAACCUGAAGAAUCUCCUAAACCGGAGUCUCCUAAACCACAACCACCUAAACCUGAAGAAUCUCCUAAACCUGAACCACCACAAAAAUCAGAGACUCCUGUACCGGUUUCACCACCAAAAGAAGAUCCAUACGACGCAUCUCCGGUUAAAAACCGUCGUUCGCCGCCACCACCCAAGGUAGAGGAACCACGUGUACCACCACCAUCACCGGUAUCUUCGCCACCACCUCCGGUUUACUCGCCACCACUUCCGGUUUACUCGCCACCACCUCCGGUUUACUCUCCACCACCUCCACCUCCGGUUUACUCGCCACCACCUCCAGUUUACUCGCCACCGCCUCCUCCGGUACAUUCUCCUCCUCCACCACCACCACCUGUUCACUCCCCACCUCCACCAGUUGCUUCUCCUCCGCCGCCUUCACCACCACCACCGGUUCACUCUCCACCACCACCGGUUUUCUCACCUCCGCCACCAUCACCAGUUUACUCACCUCCUCCUCCAAUCCACUCUCCACCACCACCACCUGUUUAUUCUCCGCCUCCACCAGUUUUCUCACCACCACCGACAAUUCAACCACCAAUCCAAGCUCCAACACCGGUUCAAGCCCCAACUCCAUCAGAAUCAGAUCAACCACCAAUUCAAGCUCCAACACCGGUUCAAUCCCCAACUCCAUCAUCAGAAUCAUAUCAACCACCAAUUCAAGCUCCAACACCGGUUCAAUCCCCAACUCCAUCAUCAGAAUCAGAUCAAUCGCCAAUUGAAAUUCCAACACCGGUUCAAUCCCCAACUCAAGUACCAACUCCAUCAUCGGAAUCAUAUCAAUCACCAGUUCAAGCUCCAACACCAAUUUUCAAACCGGUUCAUGCGCCAUCACCAUCAAACAAACCGGUCUCAUCACCAAAACAAUCAGAAGAAACUGAACCACCGGAAGUAUCCACGGACAAAACUGCACCACCGCCGGAAAACAAUGACGGUGAUUUUGUCCUACCACCACACAUCGGAUUCCAAUAUGCAUCCCCUCCACCACCGAUGUUCCCAGGCUACUAAAACUAAUAGUGGCAGUGUUACAAUUUUUUUUAACAUUUAUAUCCAUUUUUCCAUGUUAAUUCAAUUGUAAAAAAAAAAACGCAAAACAAAAACAAAAUUUAAAUGCCAGUUACAAUUGAGCAU